This is a messenger RNA of Puccinia graminis f. sp. tritici CRL 75-36-700-3, 6884 nucleotides long. RefSeq lists its product as uncharacterized. Gene Ontology annotation, cellular component: nuclear body. The transcript is spliced from 9 exons. Lineage: Eukaryota; Fungi; Basidiomycota; Pucciniomycetes; Pucciniales; Pucciniaceae. Gene Ontology annotation, biological process: termination of RNA polymerase II transcription. Bases 202 to 6675 code for a protein of 2157 amino acids. The record is from RefSeq and is a predicted model, not a curated record. Gene Ontology annotation, molecular function: transcription termination site sequence-specific DNA binding; helicase activity.
UCAACACCAUUCUUCGGUGUAAAACUAACAUUAGCCUACUGGACGGACAACUUACACGUAACACGAAUUUCAAACGAUCAAAAUUGUUUCUGUUUACUUGUACUUCAGAUAACUCUCCAGGAGCCUCACUCGAUCAAUUACGCCCCAAUCUAGCUCUGCUAUCACCUCGAUCGUCGUCUUGAGGAAUUUAUCGCGCGAGAAAUGGAAUCUGAACUUUCGGAGUCGCAUCUUUAUCAAGCUUUUCUCGAAUCUUUUGACGUUGUAACUCGAAACCCGGCCGACCAAAAUCUUUGGGGAACAGCCACUACCUUAGGACUCAAGUGGUUAAUUGUUCGCGUACAAUCAGACCUAGAACCGCUCGGUCCAAAUUCUGGUUAUGGUCACCUGUUUUGCGAUAAAGGAUUACGUGCAGGUCAACUUAAAGAUGGCAGAGAAUCUCUGACAGUUGAUGCAAUUCGGAUCCACGAAAUUCGCGCAUUUUUACUGAGGUUAAUUAGCUUCAAGCCCUUAGGCAUCGUCCAGACAUGGCGGGAAAAUUGGGAAGCCUGUAUCACCGGCUGUCUGGAUUGUGCAGCAGGACAUGAUGCUUCCCUCAGCCAACUUGCAGAAAAAUGGCUCUUCAAAUUUUACACGACCGAACAGGCCAGUACAUUCAUCAACUCAGUCCGUAAUCUCAUCAUCUCUUUGGGCCAACCCAUCCUCGAAGGCGCCAUUCAGCCCCAGUCUGAUCCGUCUCAUGGCUUGUCGGUUUCUCCGACAUUCGGUCCAAUCCUGUCUACUUUCUUAUCACAUCCAGAAAUGUUAACCGAUCCCAAAAUAUGGCCGGCUGUCUCACAACUUAUGGCGAACCAAUUGACCCGUGGCCCAAUUCAAACCCUCCACCACGAGCUCUGCUUGCCUGGAUGGAUCUUACUCACUAUGAACGACAACUCAGAUUGUGCAGCUUUUGCAAGGCGGCAAUUGGACUAUUUGGCAUCGCUAGGUUCCACAUCCCACACUCUUUCAGGUCCGAAUCAAGCUAUGAAGGCAGUGAUGACUGAGGUCUCCAAGAUUCUCAACCGCGGUCACGUGAAUUCAUCGACAGGAAACCAGUUGAACUUGCUUCAAAAUCUGGUCAUCCAUCCAACCCGUGAAAGCAGCUGGCUCGGGUUGACUUCCAUCUUACCAGCGUUACUCUCUUUCUCUCCACGCUCAUCCAACCACGUGGGAUCCUCGCUCUUUGGCAUACCCAAGCUAAUUCUCGACCACAUCACCGAUUCUGGAGAGCACCUUCCAAAGGUCUAUUCUUGCUGGGGUAUACUACUGCGUCAGUUGGGGUCUUCCUUCUGGACGAUGGCAGAAGAAGCGUCAGAUAAACCGGCAACUUUGGACAUCGUCCUCGUACCAUCACCUGCCAAAGCUCUUCGGAAAGUAUUAGAACGCGAUGACUUUGUUUCCAAUAUGGCUUCCCCAGAUUUUAUCACACAGUGCCUCGACUGGCUUCUCCCUUUCAUCCAAUCCGUGACCGACUCAAACCAAUUCUCAACCAGCACUUUCGACGUCCUCCAAAACAUUUUGGCAGACAAGCUCCAACGAUCCCCAUACGACGUGACUGUGCGCGUUCGAGCCGCGACCCUGAUUUUGGCAAUCUGGCAGCAUCUCAACGCCCCCAAGGCGAAUUCCAAUGAUAUAAUCUUCAAUCCUCACGACAAGUCACCCAACUCGCCCCCAGAGAUCCCAAUAGCCCGCACCCGGGACCAGCAAUUUCUACGCGUCUUGGUUCCAUUUAUCAUCGAUCUAGCGUAUGAGAGCCGGCAUAAGAUAGGCCAGUGGGCGAAAGUCCAACCUCAAGCCCAACAGAUCAUUGAACAGAUAGCGUUUCAUGAAUCCGAGAACCUGUCUACUGCUCUGCGUGAGCUUAGUGGGACUACAUCGAAGACCAACAAGGAUGUGUUAAAAUCGGUUGACGCCUCACAUCUCAACAUAUGUAUUUCCAAACCAGUUUGGAUUAAGAUUUACAAAAUUUCUAAUGAUUAUUCGGAAUCGAAUCAGUACCUCAUGAAGGUGUAUUCCCUCCUCAUACGUUCCUUGUCUCACUGCGCCCACAUCGACCACCUUGCCAAUAUCUCGUGGCUCCCUCCGGGAAGGCCUACAAACCAUUUGAUUGAACCUACUAUUACCGCGCUGAACAAUGCAGUCUUAACCAUCCGAGCCCCAUUAGUCGAUGCUCUGAUUGAUCUCUCUGGUUCCACUUAUGGUUCACAACUCCUUGCAACAUUGCUGAAAGAGACUUCGAUCAUCAAAGCUGUCAUUCCUCUAAUCUUUUCGCCUAACGAUGGCCUGCACACCUCAUCACUGGCCUUAGUCCGACAGUGGUCCGAUUGCACGUCUCGUCUCGAUUGCUUACGCGCUUUGUUAUCGAAGGGUCAACGGGCUGCAUUCGAAGGCCUUGUAGGUGCCUUAAAGAAAGUUGAUCUACAUUCAAAAAUUCUACCCGAUGCUAUGAGCUUGGCUCGGCGCUUUGUGAGAUGCAUGACCGACGUCAUUAGCAUCUUUUGCUCACCCACUGAUGGAUUGUUGAGAGAUCAGGCUUACGUCCAAUCCUUGAACACCUCCGAGAUUGUCGAGUUUUGGAAUUUGAUGUGCUCUUCCGUCUCGAACAUCUUCGAUAGGACUCCUCAUUGGGCCGAAUUCUGGCAAGCAUCUGAAAUGACCGAAUGGAUGCGAGAUGCACUAAUGUUUACUGAACAGUUGGUGAAGACAUUUCAGAUUUUCGAAUCGGCAGCAUUCGGUCGACUUGAUGAUGAAAAAGUGGUUGAAAAUGAAAGUCUUCGAUCCAAAAUGUUGGAUUCGUUUGUAACGCCGACGGAGGCGUUAGUUUCUUGGCUCCGACUGAAUGAUCCUGAUCUUCUUGAUCGCAGUACCGGAGUGAUAGUCCAGAUGUUGGAGAAGAUUGGCAAGUUUAGAAGGCCCCUCAACCCGUCGGUUGUAGACAGAUUAGCGAGAUACAUUGAACCAACACCAAGAACCACCAUUAUCUUGACUGAACAACAGCGAGUCUAUCUCAAGAACGCCCUGGCCACGCACCCUGAUUUGGCCGCCCGUUUCGCGACUAUCAUCGACGAUGAAGACGAAAUCGAAAUCGCAGAACCAGGCGGUGAUACUGUUAGCUCAUUACCCAAUGAUCGCAGUGGGAAAGAUGUGACUCAAACUUCCCAAUGGGCCAAUAUCUUUCCUCAGAUCAAGUCAUCCGCUGGACCCUCCAUCCAUCAAAACCAGAAAUCCGUGCCACUUGGGUCGUCAAAGUCUCGCGACACGGAUCAACCGAAGUUGAAGGUGUCUUACUCCAGUUCCUCGGCUAAACCGACGCUGGCUAGCAAACCAGCGCCCAAAAGAAGUUAUGGACAUGAUAGUGUGAUCGGCAAUCUGCGGAAAGAAAUGAAGGCUUCUCGCCCGAUGCUCAACAUAGCUCGUGCACCACACAUGCGCCCAGGCCAUGCCCCACAUUCGGCUGCCAUGCCAAAUCAAUACACUUCCGAAAAACCUCUGAAGGGCAUCUCAGGUCCCAACUUUCGCCAAUCGCCGAUGAAGAACUUCCAAAACAACCAGUCAAAUCAGUUGCACCAAGUCUCCGAUGAUGGCUCGGAAGAUGAAUCCGAAGAAGAUGUUCAACAGACGACAGGCCUGGCCGGGCUGGUUAAAGCUCAGAAAGGCAAGACAUUUCAAUCUCGUAAACUCGCUGAACCACGUCGGACGAUCAAGAUGUUUAACGAUCCAGUGAUGGAAAAACAAAAGAAAGAAGCUCAGGCCAGACGCGAACAUCAGAACAUUCUCAAGUUGCAAAAAUUGCGGAUGCAGCCAGACUUCACCGAUCUGCAUCGAUACAUCUUGCAGUGGGAUUAUAAUCACACUGGACCCUGUCCCCCGAACGCGCCCACGAGAUAUAAUCACCUUCCACCGUCAUUCGGCAGCUUUUCCCAUUACUUGUCAUGCACGGAACCCCUGUUGAUGUGUGAGACUUGGCAGCAAAUUUCACAAGCGAAAGAAUCAGUACUUUCUGGAGAGAAGGCUCCGAUUCCAAUCGAGAUAGUCGGGAGAACAUCUGUUGAUGAUUUUAUAGAGAUCUAUACAACCGUCAAACAUGGCCUGUUACCUGAGCGGACGUAUUUCAGUGAAGCAGACUUGGUCCUCGUACGAUCCAACGACCCACAGUCACCUUCUCGAUGCAUUAUGGCGAAAGUGAUUAGCCUAUCAAGAAAGCAUGAAUGGUUUGAGUUGAAUUUGAGGAUGCAUUUCGGUAGUGCCAGGCAAGAUAUAAGCGGGCAUAUGGUUCCCAAAACCAAAUGGAGUGUCCUACACUUAUGUAGUUUGAGCACCACUCAUCGAGAAUGGGCUGCCUUGCGGUCUUUACCAUAUCUCACUUUAGGUGACGACAUCCUCCGGGCACAUGCCACGCCACCUGCGCCGAUCGCCGAAGAGCACCUCACCAAGGUGAUGAAAUGUCAAAAAGUUAACGAGCCGCAAGGUCGUGCUAUCAUCAGUGCUCUUGCUACACCAGGAUUCUCGCUGAUACAAGGACCCCCCGGAACGGGAAAAACAAGCACAAUUGUUGGACUGAUCGGUGCAUUCAUCGCCAGUCGCCCGAAAGUAGGCGACCCCGCAGGCGGAGGAAAACAACCCUCGAUUACACGAAAGAUCCUACUCUGUGCCCCGAGUAAUGCUGCGGUUGACGAAGUGGCCAAGCGAUUAAAAGAAGGCGUUCGAGGUGCCCAGGGCGAGUUGAUUAUACCCAAGCUAGUGCGGAUCGGAGCAGACUCGAAGGUGAAUCUGGCAGUCAAGGAUAUCUUCAUCGAUGAAUUGGUUGCGGCCAUGAGCAAAGAUGCAGAGCCGGGCAAGGCGGCCGAAACAGUCGCCGGAGCGGCCGGAGCGAUCCAAGACCUGCGACAGCAACUUUCCGAAUUACGAGACACUCGAGAUUCCAAACAGAUGGAGGCCGAGCGACUGCCCACUGAGUCACCCCAGUAUCGGACUUUGCAAGAGGAAGUCACUAGGAUCAGAAGGAAGAUACACGAGCUUUCGGCUAAAAUCGACCAGGCCCGUGAUCAACAGGAUGCCUCAAAACGAUACUUGGAUGCAGCCACACGGAAAUUGAGGAUGCAAAUCUUGCAAGAUGCGGAUGUUGUCUGCUCAACCCUUUCCGGCUCCGGUCAUGACUACAUGUCUCAGUUGCCAUUCGAUUUCGAAACUGUGGUGAUUGAUGAGGCUUGUCAAUGUGUCGAGCCUGCUUCUCUGAUCCCUCUUCGGUAUAAUGCGACACAAUGUAUACUGGUUGGAGAUCCAAUGCAGUUACCUCCAACGGUGCUCUCUCAGACAGCCAGCCAGGCUGGGUACGACCAGAGUUUAUUCGUGCGGAUGCAACGAAAUGCUCCUGAUGUGGCGCACCUGUUGAGUAUCCAAUAUCGAAUGCAUCCUUCUAUCAGCACCUUUCCCAGCAAGGCCUUCUAUGAUUCCAAAUUGCUUGAUGGGCCUGAGAUGGAAUCAAAAGCGGUUCAACCAUGGCAUCAGUCCGGCUCUUUGUUCCCUCCCUAUGCCUUCUAUCAUCCGGUUGGAGCCAGAGAAGAACGAGGGGCGCACCAUUCAUUGAUGAACCGGACGGAAGCUUCCUUAGCAGUCUCGAUCUAUUGGAGGAUAGCGAAUGACUAUCCGCACAUCGAUUUUGCUUAUCGAGUGGGGAUCAUUACUGGGUAUGCAGCCCAAGUGGGCGAAAUUCGUCGACAGCUUCGGGCCAAAUUUCCGGCUAGUACUGUUGCGGCCAUCGAUGUCAAUACGGUCGAUGGCUUCCAAGGUCAAGAGAAAGAUAUUAUCAUCUUGUCCUGUGUGCGAGGCGGAAGAGACGACAAUAACUCUGGCGGGGGAAUCGGGUUCUUGAAAGACAUCCGCCGGAUGAACGUCGCUCUGACUCGAGCUAAAUCGUCCAUGUUCAUUAUCGGUAAUCGGGCCGUCUUGAGUCAGGAUCCAACCUGGAAAGCGCUUGUGGAAGACGCCGCCGGACGAUCGCUGAUCAGUGAGGUGACAAGCCAAACGUUUUACUCGACUUCAUCAGCCCCGAUUGUUUCGAGAGCCCGACAAACGAGCGACUCGGGAGGUAUGAAGAAGCCAGCGGUAGGCGUGCUCAUGACCCCCAAACAAGCCGCCGAGCAAUCCCAAGUUCGGGGCGAGAUUGCGAAGGCCAACCAGGGAGGCUUGAAGCGCAAGAUCUCGGCCGACACCUCGGAUCCGGUGGAAGACAAACGGAACAAAGCGACUAUCGUCAUUCCCGCUCAUCAGACUCAUAAUAAGAACCUCCCUGACCCCGCAACACUUGGCCCUCAGACCGCCGCCCCCCUCCUUCAGUCCACUAACGUCCCCCUUGAAACUCUGCCACAUACUACCCCCCUCGCUCGCCCUGGGCCUAGCGCUCCGCCCGUCCCACCUAAAUCAGCAUCCUUACCUGCCGUUAACAAUCUGCAACCUCGACCCAAACCCGCGCCUUCACUAUUCAUCAAAAAACCUAAGCGGCCGGAAGGCAAUCCGAUUCGUAGACCCAAUCAUCCUGCACCGACCAAUCGUCCGAUGGCCGUCGGCGAGGGUCAUCGAAGCGUUCGGCAACAGUUGAAGGACCAGGCUAAUGCAAUCCAAAAACCCAACCAUCGUUAGAGGACUAUACAUACACACCAUCCACCAAUACAUCAAUCAUACUCUUACAUAAUCAUCCAUUAAUGUUUUUGUAAUUUAAAUUCCUUGCUACAUACAAUCUAAUCAUUUCUUCGAUCCAGGAUCUCUUUUGUUUUUGAAGAACAAGCUAGUAUAUUAUGUACAUCGUUCUUUUUAGUUCACGUUGGAAUUAGUGUUGCCCAUGAUCGAGG